Olea europaea var. sylvestris is the source of this 696-nucleotide messenger RNA. RefSeq lists its product as uncharacterized. Gene Ontology annotation, molecular function: zinc ion binding. Lineage: Eukaryota; Viridiplantae; Streptophyta; Magnoliopsida; Lamiales; Oleaceae. The coding region runs from base 1 to 696 and encodes 231 amino acids. The transcript has 2 exons. The record is from RefSeq and is a predicted model, not a curated record.
AUGCGUUGGUUCUUCACAAAGCUCAGAGAAGUAAUUGGAGAAGUCGAGGACCUUGCAUUUGUCACCGAUCGGGGACAGUCUAUAAUAAAUGGUAUUGCUGAAAUUUUUCCUGAUACACAUCAUGGGUAUUGCAUGUACCAUAUACAAGGCAACUUAAAGACCAGGUAUCGGGCCAAAGACAUCGUUUCAUUCUUUAGGAAAGCGGCCGAAACUUACAGUAAUGAAGAGUGUAAUAGGUACAUGGUUGAAAUGGGAAGUAAAUCAUUCCCGACAUGGGACUAUCUAAUGAAAAUGGGGAUUGAACAUUGGGAGCGCUUAUAUUUUUCAGAACGUCGAUACAACAUGAUGACGUCAAACAACGUGGAGUCUCUCAAUGUAUUAUUUAAGAGGGAUCGAGAGUUACCCAUUCUCUCACAGAUUGAGAAUAUUCGUACGAAGCUGCAGCAGUGGUUUUAUGAUCGACGUGCGGAAUCACAUAAUUGCACAAGCGUGCUAGCCCCAGCACAAGAGGUAAAGCUCUUCAAGGCUACGAGAAAGUUAAAUGUCGAACCACUAGACGAGUCGCGCUUCGCUGUGGAAUGUGUACGUCAUACGACAUACAUGGUAGAUUUAAUUGAUGGAACAUGCACUUGUAAACAAUUUCAGUUAGAAAGUUUUCCAUGUGAGCAUGCAAUUGCGGUGGCUAUCUAUCGAUGA